CAUUUCUCUUCUCCAUGGAAUGAUUUCUACUUCUCUAAAGGGUAUUUUUCAUCCUAUCUUCCUGAUGUGAAGAAUGAUCCUCACCACAUAUAGUUUUUCUGAAGUGAAGCAACUGAUCUACUGCAUCACUGUCCUCCUGUUUACUUUUGCGAUGUGGAUACUCAGUGUGAUCCUAGUGAGCAGUAUAUCCUGGCGUGUGUGGGAAUUUGACAGUCAGGUUGUUCCCCUUGCCUACAUUGGACUUUGGAAGGCCCAGUACUAUCUCAGGGAAAACACCUCUGUCCUAGUGCUAGCAGAAGCUGACAUCCACAGUGGGUGGACCUAUGCAGUUGAACUUGAGUAUGCAAAAGAACUAAUGAUGUUGGUGAAUUUUAUGCUGUUUGCGGCCGUGAUCUUCUGCACCGUGGCCUUUAUCGUCAGCAGGUCAAAGACUAACUACCAAGAUUUCCUGACACUCUACUACACAUUCUCAGCCCUCCUUCUUUUACUCAGCUCUGGCUGUGUGGCUCUGGCUGUGAGCUGGAACUACACCAUGGACUUAUCUGGCCAAAGCACCCUUGAUUUCCCAUUAGAGUUUCCUGUUGAAAAAGAGGAUGUGACCAAGAAACACUCGUCCUACGUGUUCCCACUGGGAAUCAGCACUGCUGCUCUGUCCUUCCUUGAUGCCAUCCUGUGCCUUUACUCUAUGAUCUUCACAGAGCCCAAGCCCAUGCCCCCAGAAGAUGAUCCCUGAGGCUCACUCGAAGGCACGGAAUGUAGGGCUGGAUGGUGGGAGGUCCUGAAUGCAGGGAGCUUGAGGUAUUUGCCACCGAGGUGGCACAUUGGGGCAAGUACAUCCUCACUGCAAAUAAAAUUAUGUCCUUGGUAUCUCCGUGUGUGUCUCAGGUUUCUGGGCUCCUCUGUUCCGUUGGUCCAUCUCUUCCUUGAAGGGCUUCAUUUCUGGUAAUCGGCCUUCUGACACUUCCUGUUAUGUGCUGCCAAAAUCCAUAGGCAAGGAAGUAUGCUGCCUGGUGUGUGCCAGCUCACAUCAGUGACAAGGACCUGCUCCACAGUGGCCCCACCGUGGAAAGAGGCUGUGGGUGCACACAGAAAUCAUGCAUUCUCAGGGCCUCGCACUCUGUCAGAUGUGCUCAGUGUUGAGGUCAGAGCAGGUUUCCCCAGCCUUGUUACUAUGGACAUUAGAG
Messenger RNA from Octodon degus (degu), 1184 nucleotides. RefSeq lists its product as uncharacterized. The record is from RefSeq and is a predicted model, not a curated record. The transcript is spliced from 2 exons. NCBI's taxonomy places the organism in Eukaryota, Metazoa, Chordata, Mammalia, Rodentia, Octodontidae. The coding region runs from base 74 to 733 and encodes 219 amino acids.